Messenger RNA from Rotaria sordida, 273 nucleotides. NCBI's taxonomy places the organism in Eukaryota, Metazoa, Rotifera, Eurotatoria, Philodinida, Philodinidae. The record is from the annotation of a GenBank genome assembly.
AUGAUCGUGGGGGCUUUAGUACUUAUCAUUUUUCUUUUUUAUGCUUAUAAACGAUGUCGCACAAUACUGAAACUGGCUGAACAACAAGAACACGCAUCACAACGUGCUCACACACACGUCCCUUCCAUGACACCAGCUUAUCCACCACCGUAUUCUCAUAUAUCUAAUUCGUCAGUACAUCAACCAUUACAACAAUACACAUCGUUAUUACUUUCACCAACCCGUAAAUUAACAACAUCUCCACUCGCUCCACCAACUCCAAUCGUAUCAUAA